AUGGCCUCACCUACGCCUCAACUCGUCUUUCAUGACAACCAUGCUGCUCACAACGGACAGCAGCAAUCGGUCAUCCACCUUGCAGGAAACACCGUCCUUGAUAUCCUUGGAGAGCGACCAGAGUUCUCGAAGCUCUUGGGGCUGAUCCAGAAGGAUAAUGAUCUGAGAAACCUUCUCGGAGACCCAGCUACCCAGCCCACUCUGUUUGCACCAACCAACGAGGCGUUCGACUCUGUCGACGACAUUGACUACCCUACACACGAUGUACUCAUGUACCACAUCGCCGCCCAGCCCUACAACUCCUCAAGACUACACGACGAGUUUGUCAUCAGCACCCUCUUUGACUCUGAUGGUCUCGACAACUCCCCUCAGCGUUUGCGUAUCACUCUUUCCGAGCCUGGCAUCCCUUCCACCUCAGUGGAGGGUGUUCGAAACUCGUUGUGGAAAGAGGAGCCCGAGGUCUGGAUCUCAGAGAAGUCCCACGACACGAAGGCUAGUUUGUAUGUCAACCGCGCCAAGGUCAUUUUGCCAGAUCUACUUGCCCAGUCUGGUGGUAUGGUCCACGGUGUCAACUGCAUCAUUCGCCCUCCUGGUGAGACCAUUCUCGAUGAAGUUAUGCGUCAUGGCAUGCAUUUUACGUACCUCACCAAGGCCUGGACUGAGACCGGUGUUGACGGCCAUAUCCGCGACGGCAAGAGCAUGACCCUCUUUGCCGCCCACGACAAGGCCUGGAAAGCCUUACCAAAGAAGUUGUUUAAAUGGCUCUUCUCAGACAUGGGUCGCGAGCACUUGAAGAUCUUGUCAAUGUACCAGAUCGCAAACAAGGUCGUCUACACCCCCGAAAUCUUGAACAAGACCAACAAAGAUGGCAAGUCGACCUACCCUCGGCUUGACCUUCACACCCUCCUGAACUCUCCCGCCUUUGAGCUCCAUGUGCAGGGCAAGGUUAGAAAGUCGAACGAAAAGGAUGAAAGCAGCCACAAGAUGAUUGAGUACAAGCCCUUGGGUCUGACUGACCUGAUCGAGACCUUCAAGUUCCGUAAGCUGUUUGGACUGGGUGAUCCCACUACUCCCACUCCUUGCGAGCCUGAUCACCACUUCCCUCACAAGGAUCUUGAUCAUCCUCACAAGGGCGGAAAGCACCACAGCCACCGCCAUCACGGCCACCACCGAAAGCCCAAGCACCCCGGUUCAGCAGCCCCCCGUCGCGACGAUAUCGUUGUCAACGGCAACGCCGAGGUCAUCCAUGGACUCGAGAACUGGAUCGCUGGUAACGGUGUGAUCCAUGUUGUCGACAAGGUCUUGAUGCCACCUCGCAGAAAAGGAUGCGAGAAGAUGACGGCUUUGGAAUGUUCUGCCUGGGAGACGAUCUGGGAUCUUGGCAACGUUGGUUUGGGAUCUGUUGUUGAGGAUUCUGUUGACUGUAUUGACGACAUGACGUUGUUUGACGACAUUGAAGGUGUCCUUGGGAAGAUUAAGAACCCCUUCCAGCCCCUCUGGAGUGCUGACGAGGAUGUUGCUGAGAUGGCAUUUAAGGAGGAGGAGGACGACUAUGGGGAAUACUAG
Molecule: messenger RNA, 1566 nt
Organism: Linnemannia hyalina
Lineage: Eukaryota; Fungi; Mortierellomycota; Mortierellomycetes; Mortierellales; Mortierellaceae
Source: the annotation of a GenBank genome assembly